This is a messenger RNA of Phyllotreta striolata, 2657 nucleotides long. The record is from the annotation of a GenBank genome assembly. Lineage: Eukaryota; Metazoa; Arthropoda; Insecta; Coleoptera; Chrysomelidae.
GAAGAACAAGAAAAGUUAUAAAGGAAACCAGCGAAUUUGCGGAAGGCAGUGUUUUGUGAAAGUGAAACGACGCGCUGCCGCCAUGGCAGUCUCCGUGCAGGUGAAAAUCCUCGUCUUUUCGGCCCUCUUUACCGGAGCAUUGAGGCUGUGCCGGGCAGACGCGGAGCCGAAGAAAGACAAAGAGGAACUGGACGCCGAAGAAACCAAGAAAUUGGAGAUCAUCAAGCGCAUCAAGAAGAUAAACGAAGACGGUUCGUACACCAUCGGCUACGAGGCUGACGAUGGUUCCUUCAAGAUCGAAAGCAGGGACGUACUGGGUCACAUCAAGGGCACCUACGGCUUCGUGGACGAAGACGGCCAGAUAAAAAGAGUAUCAUACAGUUCCACCAACACCACCGAGAUUCUAAGCAAACCCGAGGCUCCGUCUGUCGUGCAAAGAAUCCCUGCGAAAAGUUCGAUUCCAUCGUCGUACGUUUUCACCUCAACCCAGUCCACGCCUGCGACCUCGUCCUCUUCUUCAACCAUCAGUCAGAUACUGAGCAGAAGGAAAACCACAACCCACAAGCCUAACCUCCAAGAAUCGUCGACUUCGAAGCCUAAAUAUGUGACUUACACAUCAGCGGCGCCGAAAGUGCUGCUGCAAGGCAAACCCUCAGCAGCUUUGAGCAAAUUCAACGGGCAGAUAUCCAGACCCGAAACACUCACCAGCGCUUCAACGGAAGUUCCCAAAGCUCAAAAGUUAAUCAGCGCCCCGAAGCCCGUCACCGAAGACCCGGAACCGGAUAACCGAGGGAACAUACUGCGCAGGGAACUGCCGGAAAACGAGGCGUCCCCUUACAGCGCGAGAGAGCACAUUUUCACGCUUCAACAGUCGUUAGGCCACGACUCCGUGGACGUUUACAGCGGUUCGAUGACCACCGGAACUGCGCGACCUUUGUUCACCACCACUGCUAGAUCCAGACCUGCAUAUUCCACGGUACCCACGGCAACUACUUCGAGACCUAGUAUCGCUCCUCCGUAUCCGCUCAAUUAUUUGAAAAAUAGCUUGCAGGAUAUAGAAAGCUCCAACGAUUACGUUCGAGAAACGACCACUUUACCAGCCAGCCCUACUCCGGUUGCAGCUUCGCAAAUACCAUCUAGUAGACCAGAAGUGCAACAAGAACCGCUGGUUGCAAUAAGACAACCUAACCAGAGAAACACCAUACUCAUCCCGUUGAGCCAGUUCCAAGGUAGGAUAAUUCCUAUAGAACAAUACAGAGAACCAAACGAAGAGUCGAGAAACUAUCCUUACCAGGCCCAAACCAGCAGGAAACCGCCCAUGGUGGUCGAAAUAGAUCAAACCGCGGCGGUGGUGAGGCGCCUACCACCUCACCCUUUGCGCCCGAUGCCGGUGCAAGUCGACGAAAACGGGUAUCUCAGAGAACUCCCCAGGCACGUCCCGACCCCUUACCCGGUCCCCGUCCCAGCAUCGCAGAUACCCAAAUACGCCAACCCCGCGUACGACGUCGACAACAUCGAACCGCCCGUCAGCACCAAAGACUUCCAACGGUUGCUGCAGCAAUUGAUCCUCCGGCAGAGCAGAUUGGAGAAGAUCAGCGCGCUGACCAAACAACCGCCGGAGAUGUUCGUGCAGCCCGAACCCGCCGGGUACAGGCAGGUCUAUUCGCAGCCGUUCUACUACCAGCAGGAACCCGCGCGAUCCGGCUACAAUCGAAAGCAGGACGAUCGGCGGCGGUUCCACCAUCGGCCCGACGUGUACGAGGAGUACGAUUCCGAAUCGUACCGGCCCAGCAGGCGGGUGGCGCGGCUGCUGCCGUCGGGGGCGGCCCACCAGGAGGCGGAGGAGUACCUGCCGUCGGACGUGAGGGAGAUGCUGCUGCUCAGGAUGCUGCAGCUGGCUAUCAAUCCGGCGUUGCCGCUCGACGAAGACGAGGUGGAGAUCGUCGCCAAGUCCAAGCCGGUCAAACGGACGCCGGUUAGGAACGUGGAGAUUUUGGGCGAGGACGAAACCGGCGAGGAGAAAGGGAACGCGCCAAGAGGGUAGAGUGAUUUUUGACUGGUUGCUUCGAAAAUCGUCGUUGUAUUUAUUACAUCUUACAAUUAGUAGUUGAUGGUUGUUUGCAAGGAGAUUUGUUAAGUAAGUACCCAAAGAAUAUAAAGUUUCCUAUUAACAAGUGUUCUUGCAUGCAGUUAACUAUAAUUUGUGUUUAAAAAUCUUAUCGUUUCUUUUAUUUGUAAAUAUAUUUAUUGAAAGUGUUAAUUUUAAAAUGCUAUUAGGGUGGUUUGUAAUAAACUCGUCAUUUAGGCAAAUUGUUCACUUUUAAAUUAAAAUUGCGAUUGUUAUGAACUGCCCUUUCAAAUAGCUUAAAAUAUUGUGUAGAUAUUCCACUGGAACCAAAGUAGUAAGUGAUAAAGGUGGCAAAUUUUAUUAUAUUUUUUUUUUAACAAAAUGAAUAAUUGUAACGGUUUCAGUUCGUCAGAAAAUGAUCAAAUGCUUGUAGGUAAUUCUCACCAUCUAAAGGAAAAAUAAUUACAUGCAUAUUAGCACAUUUAAGAUAGAUAUCCUCCAUUAAUUAGGAAGCCAUUUUCCAAUUACAUAAACCAAACGUGUUACCAAAUAUGUGAAUUUUAUUCUGUGAGAAACUCUUAAACCGCAA